UCCCAAAUAAAAUCAAAAUGCAACAUCUUCGUAUGAAAUCAACUGAUAUCAUUGACAAGAUAAUACAGAGAAAGAUCAGACUCGAAGCGAGGUCAAAUAAGAAUAGACUCAGUGUGUCAAGAAUCAGUCCUGAGAAGUUGAAGAAGCAGCAUAAGUUUAUCCCAUUUUUGAAGGAGAGAAAUCAUCUUGGAAAAUUACUUCAGUCUAAAGCGAGUAGAGUACAUAAGCCUAAAUAUGUUAUCAAGAAAAUUCCAGAUAAUCGAUUUAAAAUAAAGGUUAAGAAAAGAAAUCCAAAUAUUUCCUACAAGUCUUUCUACAGGAAUCGACAAAAAUAGAGAAUUACAGUUGCUAGGAAAAGUAGUGGAUAACAUCACAAAUAAGUCUCUUAGAGAAAAAAGGCAGGCAAAUUUAUAUAGGUCAAGAACUAACAAGAGCAGCAAUCGAAAUAAUUACAAUAAUAUUCCAAAGAAACAUCAGAGAGGAAGAUCUUUAAACCUCUUGUUCAGAUUAACUCAUGUUAAAGAGAAGGAAGAUGAUAAAGUGCAACAAUCAUUACAAAACUCAAUAAUGAGUGACUUCAGAUAGCAUACUAUACUCAUCUCAGAUAGUCUGGUUUCAAUAUUA
Moneuplotes crassus is the source of this 624-nucleotide messenger RNA. The record is from the annotation of a GenBank genome assembly. NCBI's taxonomy places the organism in Eukaryota, Ciliophora, Spirotrichea, Euplotida, Euplotidae.